AUGGGUUUAACCGGGUCGGGUUCUUACUAUAUCCAAAGAGGAUUAUCCGGGUCGGGUCCUCCAACGUUUCACGGAUCAUCUCAACAACAACAACAACAGCAAGGGAUUCGUCACUUACCUAAUCCGAACACUCCCUUCGGGUCAGGCUCCACCGGAUUCGGAUCUCCUCCUUUACACGGCGACCCUUCUCAGCCAACAGCAGCAGCCGGAGCCGGAGCUGGAGCUGUUCCUCAACACAUCGGCGUGAAUAUGAUUGCUCCUCCUCAUCCUCCUCCUCCGACGAGUGAAACUCCGAUGAAACGGAAGAGAGGACGACCGAGAAAAUACGGACAACAAGACAAUUCCGUUUCAUUGGCAUUGUCUUCUUCCUCUGUUCCGACCAUUUCUCCGAACAAUUCUAACAAACGCGGCCGUGGUCGACCUCCCGGCUCCGGCAAGAAACAGAGAUUGGCUUCCAUUGGUGAAUUAAUGCCGUCAUCUUCUGGAAUGAGCUUCACGCCACAUGUUAUCACCGUUUCAAUAGGAGAGGACAUUGCAUCAAAGGUUAUAGCUUUCUCUCAACAAGGACCAAGAGCGAUUUGCGUUUUAUCUGCAAGCGGCUCUGUCUCUACUGCUACGCUUCUUCAACCAUCAACAUCUCCUGGUGCCAUUCAAUACGAGGGCCGGUUUGAAAUACUAGCCUUAUCAAUAUCUUAUCUAAUUGCAAAUGAUGGAAGUUUCCGUAAUCGAACUGGAAACUUAUCAGUUUCGCUUGCUAGCCCCGAUGGCCGUGUGAUUGGCGGUGCCAUUGGAGGGCCUUUAAUAGCAGCAAGUCCUGUUCAGGUUAUUGUAGGGAGCUUUAUUUGGGCAGCUCCAAAGAUCAAGAACAAGAAACGAGAAGAAGAAGCUUCUGAAAUUGCUCAAGGCACCAAUGAUCAUCAAGCUCUGAACAAUAACAACAACAACAACAACACCAAUGUUCCUCAUCAGCAGCCGCCAAGCCAGAACCUGAUAUGGUCUACAGGUUCAAGACAGAUAGAUAUGCGCCACGCUCAUGCUGAUAUUGAUCUAAUGCGCGGUUGA
Messenger RNA from Microthlaspi erraticum, 1062 nucleotides. Lineage: Eukaryota; Viridiplantae; Streptophyta; Magnoliopsida; Brassicales; Brassicaceae. The record is from the annotation of a GenBank genome assembly.